AUGCCUAAAAGAGAAGACUUUGGUGAUGUGGAACUAAGGAUAUUGGUUAUCGGGAGCAGUGGGCCAUCUCAGUUCCUUCUCACCAACUUUAUUUUGGGAAGAGAGGAGUUCUCUGAGGAAGUCUGUAGCAUUGCGAGCAGCCAGAAAAACGUGGGCGAGAUAGUAGGAAGACGGGUCGCAGUAGUCAACGGACCGAACCUGUAUGACAAAGGCAUGUCAAAGUCCAAGAUGAGGAAAGAGCUGAAAAAAUCGAUGUGCUUGUCGACUCCUGGACCUCAUGCCAUACUCAUCACAUUCGACCUGGAGAAGAUCUGCCCCAACGAUAUGAAGACUCCCAAGCUGGUUAAGGAUAAAUUUGGAGAGAAUGUCUUGAAUUACACAAUGAUCCUCUUGGUUUACGAUGGGCAUCUGAGAGGCAGAGCGCUUAAUGAUAAGGUCAUGAGAACAGACUGGCAUCUGAGGGAACUCGUGGAGCAAUGCAACUGCCGCUACCACGUCUUCAGUAAGAACUGGAGGAACCGCAGCGGGAGCCGGGAGCUCCUACAUAAGAUCGAGCGGAUGCUGCAGACUAUGGGCGGACACCAUUAUGUUAACAGAUCUUACAAGAGGGCAGAGGAAAGCGUCAGAAAUGAGGAGAGAAAGCUACGCAAGAAGAGACGGUCUGAGACCGAGCGGACGUGCCGGGAACUGGAGGAGCAGUUUCAGGGGGAUGAGCUAUGCUGGCAGAUGGAUACCGUCAAUGCGAGGGUGGGGGCAGAAAUCAGGGCCGAAGCCGAGCUGCAGAACGGCUGGCUCAGGACUUCACUGGCUGUGGGAUUGGGGCUGGGGUUUGUGGCUGGAGCCGCCAUGGGAAUGAUCGUGUGCUCUGUGGAAGGGCCAGCAGGAAUGGUGGUGGGAGGGGCUGUGGGUGGUGUCAUGGGCGGGGCUUCAGGUGCUGCUGCACAGCUGGCCAUUGAACACUUGGAUGACAGAGUGGGAACACAUUCAGCCAAUUUUAAUACAGUUUUUGUAAACCGCUUCUAUCGGGCACCUCCAGUCUGAAUGCAGUGAAGAACAGAAAGUGAGAUGCUUUAUGGAACUCAACACCUCCAACAGCUUAAAAAAAAAAGAAGAAGUUUUUUUUUGUU
Carassius gibelio (silver crucian carp) is the source of this 1127-nucleotide messenger RNA. Its product is annotated as GTPase IMAP family member 9. NCBI's taxonomy places the organism in Eukaryota, Metazoa, Chordata, Actinopteri, Cypriniformes, Cyprinidae. The transcript is spliced from 2 exons. Bases 1 to 1041 code for a protein of 346 amino acids. Gene Ontology annotation, molecular function: GTP binding. The record is from RefSeq and is a predicted model, not a curated record.